This is a messenger RNA of Diabrotica virgifera virgifera (western corn rootworm), 819 nucleotides long. RefSeq lists its product as uncharacterized. The record is from RefSeq and is a predicted model, not a curated record. The transcript has a single exon. NCBI's taxonomy places the organism in Eukaryota, Metazoa, Arthropoda, Insecta, Coleoptera, Chrysomelidae. Bases 1 to 819 code for a protein of 272 amino acids.
AUGGCUGAAGGUAUAAAAGUGGGAAUUAUGCCUUCGGAAUUCCCAAGUCAAUCCCUUACAACGGAACAAUUAGAAGCCGUUAAGGAAUUGAUCCUAGACAAGAUUCUUGAACACCAAAGGGAAAAGAGCGAAAAGCCUAACUUUUUGAGUGCUCAAAACAGGCCCGGCUGGCUAGCUCUGAUGUGCGCCGAUAAAGCCACCUUGCAGUGGCUAAAGACACACAUUGGAGAAAUACAUCCAUGGGAGGGCGCCACGCUGAGACUUGUAGAGGGAGAAGAAAUUCCUCACACCGAACUCUUUACGACGUACCUUCACGGAAGUAAAGAGUAUUCCACGAAUAAAAUUCUAGGCCUAAUAGAGGCCCAAAACAGCCUCCAUACCUCCUCAUGGAGAGUAAUAAAUAGGUCUACAAGUGGAGCCGUGGAGAUUCUAACCCUUUCGGUAGAUAGCCAAUCAGCCGAAAGACUAAGAACUAUGGGCUAUACGAUCAAUUAUAGAUAUGGUCGUACAGUUAUCCGGAAAAAGAGUGGCAGGAACGAAGCCACAACAAGCGGGUCUGAAAAACCUACAACAAGCGGGUCCCAAAAACCCGCAACAAGUGGGUCCCAAAAACCCGGAACAAGCGGGUCUCAAAAACCCGCUACAAUAUCUAAGGCCCCAGAUGAGCAAGAAAGUGCUCAAGCUACGAGCACCGAGGGGAACGAAUCUCUGGAGCAAAUCCAAGCUGAAUCCAGGAGGACAGGCAAUCAAAGGCCUGACUCCAAGGAAUCAGCCGUAGAUAAAAAAUCUGGGAAACCGGAUAAAGACAAGGGGAAUUAA